CGCUUUCCUCCACACACACACACACCAUUAUUUUCCCCUCCCUCCUCCUGACCGCCCACCCACCUACCAGCCACCGAGGCGGCCGAUCCCCCCUCCCCAGCCGCGCCGCGCCACCGCCACCGCCGCCGCCGGCAGCCGUUCGUCUCGAGAUUGACCUUUGGUGACUGUUAGAAACCACAGGCGGUGAAGAUGGCGCAGCCUGCUAAGCUUUCCCGUGAGGAGAAUGUGUACAUGGCUAAGCUUGCAGAGCAGGCUGAGAGGUACGAAGAGAUGGUCGAGUUCAUGGAGAAGGUGGCCAAGACAGUUGACUCCGAGGAGCUCACCGUCGAGGAGCGCAACCUUCUGUCAGUUGCUUACAAGAAUGUUAUUGGUGCCCGCCGUGCCUCGUGGCGCAUCAUUUCCUCCAUCGAGCAGAAGGAAGAGAGCCGUGGCAACGAGGACCGUGUCACACUCAUCAAGGACUACCGUGGAAAGAUUGAGGUUGAGCUCACUAAGAUCUGUGAUGGUAUCCUCAAGCUUCUUGAUUCCCACCUUGUCCCCUCAUCCACCGCUCCAGAGUCCAAGGUCUUCUACCUGAAGAUGAAGGGUGAUUACUAUAGGUACCUUGCAGAGUUCAAGAGUGGAACUGAGAGGAAGGAUGCUGCUGAGAACACCAUGGUGGCAUACAAAGCUGCUCAGGAGAUUGCACUGAAAGAGCUGCCCCCGACUCAUCCUAUUAGGCUUGGGCUGGCACUCAACUUCUCGGUGUUCUAUUAUGAGAUCCUCAACUCUCCAGACCGUGCUUGUGACCUCGCCAAGCAGGCUUUUGAUGAGGCUAUCUCAGAACUGGACUCUCUGAGCGAGGAGUCGUACAAGGACAGCACUUUGAUCAUGCAGCUUCUGCGUGAUAACCUGACGCUGUGGACUUCGGACAUCUCGGAGGACGCUGCUGAAGAAAUGAAGGAUGCUCCCAAGGGUGAAUCUGGAGAUGGACAGUAAACACUGUCUAUGUGCCCAGAAACUUGUCUUUCUCGCUUGUUCAGUGUAGAUUGUAAUGUCGUCGUGGUUGUUGGUAAUUGGAGGCUCCAAUUUGUGUUGUGAUAGGGAAGCUUGUAGCUGCCUUGCUUGCUCGGCGGCCUGAUUAUCGGGCUGCACUGGUUAUUGCCUCUUGUUGAACCUUUGUGUUACUUUUGGUGGUUUUAGAAAUUUUCUGCUGCUCUUGUUUGUGACCCCCUGCCUUUGUAUUCACUAGAUGACCAGUUGCGCCAAUGGCGCAAAGGCCGAGAGUAAGCCAUGUAUUGAAAGAAUGUACAUUAAUAUUAUUCGGGCACAUAUUGAAACAUAUGAAAAUAAGUAUUUAUUGCUGGUA
This is a messenger RNA of Triticum dicoccoides, 1348 nucleotides long. RefSeq names its product 14-3-3-like protein B. The record is from RefSeq and is a predicted model, not a curated record. NCBI's taxonomy places the organism in Eukaryota, Viridiplantae, Streptophyta, Magnoliopsida, Poales, Poaceae. The transcript is spliced from 6 exons. The coding region runs from base 190 to 978 and encodes 262 amino acids.